This is a messenger RNA of Ochotona princeps (American pika), 6336 nucleotides long. RefSeq names its product laminin subunit alpha 4 (gene LAMA4). The transcript has 38 exons. The record is from RefSeq and is a predicted model, not a curated record. The coding region runs from base 337 to 5817 and encodes 1826 amino acids. Lineage: Eukaryota; Metazoa; Chordata; Mammalia; Lagomorpha; Ochotonidae. Gene Ontology annotation, biological process: cell adhesion; regulation of cell migration; regulation of cell adhesion. Gene Ontology annotation, molecular function: signaling receptor binding.
GGCGCGGUCCGCAAUUCUGAACCGGACAGCCAGGGAAGAGGCGGGCUAGAGCUGGCGAGGAACUCCCGAUUCCCUGCUACAUCUUGCUGAUGCAGGCUUCAGCCUCCGUCUCUCAGUAGGCUCGGGAGCCAGAGCCACAAGGGUGGGGGUGGGAGAGUGGAAGGAGGCGGGAGGAGACUGAGAGAGACGCUUACUCACUCUACUCAGAGUUGCUGCUGGGCUUCCUACAACUGGACUCCGCGGACCCUGGGACGGUGACCCUCGCCCGGCAGCGCCGCAUACAGGAGGCAGACGAAGAGCCAGGACCGAGCGCCUCCCUGCAGGAUCCCGGCUGCCAUGCACGGAGGGAUGGCUUGGGGCUCAGCCUGGCCAUCGCUACUUCUGCCUCUGUGGCUCAUUUGGGGCGCCGGCUGGUCCAGCGCGGCGUCGGGGGACGACAACACGUUUCCUUUUGACAUUGAAGGGAGCUCAGCCGUGGGCAGGCAAGACCCUCCCGAGACAAGCGAGGCCCGCGUGGUUCCGGGACGCCUGCUGCCUGCUGCAGAGAAAUGUGAUGCUGGAUUCUUCCGAGCUGUGUCCGGAGAAUGCUUGCCCUGUGACUGCAAUGGCAACUCUGAUGAAUGCUCAGAUGGCUCUGGAGUCUGUAUGCACUGCCUGCGAAACACAACAGGAGAACAUUGUGAAAAAUGUCUGGAUGGCUAUAUCAGCGAUUCCAUCAGGGGCCCACCUCGGUUCUGCCAGCCAUGCCCCUGUCCCCUUCCUCACUUGGCCAAUUUUGCAGAAUCCUGCUACAGGAAAAGUGGAGCUGUUCGGUGUGUCUGUAAAGAAAACUAUGCUGGACCUAACUGUGAAAGGUGUGCUCCUGGUUACUAUGGAAACCCCUUACUCGUUGGAAGUACCUGUAAGAAAUGUGACUGCAGUGGAAAUUCAGAUCCCAACCUAAUCUUUGAAGACUGUGAUGAAGUCACUGGCCAGUGUAGGAAUUGCUUGCGUAACACAACAGGAUUCAAGUGUGAACGCUGUGCUCCUGGCUACUAUGGAGAUGCAAGGAGAGCCAAGAACUGUGCAGUGUGCAAUUGUGGGGGAGGCCCAUGUGACAGCGUAACCGGAGAAUGCUUGGAAGAAGGUUUUGAACUCCCUAAAGGCACGGACUGCCCAACCAUAAGCUGUGACAAGUGCAUCUGGGAUCUGACAGAUGACCUGCGGCUGGCAGCACUCUCCAUGGAGGAAAGUAAAUCGGGGCUACUGAGCGUGUCUUCUGGGGCUGCGGCUCAUAGGCAUGUGAAUGAAAUGAACUCCACCAUCCACCUCCUCAAAGCAAGAUUAUCAGAAAGAGAAAACCAGUAUGUCCUAAGAAAGAUACAAAUCAACAAUGCUGAGAACACAAUGAGAAGUCUUAUGUCUGACCUAGAGGAAUUAGCUGGAAAGGAAAGUCGAGCCUCACAGAAGGGGCAACUGGUUCAGAAGGAGAGCAUGGAUACAAUCAACCAUGCAACUCAGCUUGUAGAGCAAGCCCGUAACAUGAGAGACAAAAUCCAAGAAAUCAACAACAAGAUGCUUUAUUAUGGAGAGGAUCAGGAGUUUGGCCCUGAGGAGAUCUCUGAGAAGCUGGUGUUGGCCCAGAACAUGCUUGAGGAGAUCAGACGCCGGCAGCCAUUCUUCACCCAACGGGAGCUUGUGGAUGAGGAAGCAGACGAAGCCCACGAACUGUUGAGCCAGGCUGAGAACUGGCAGAGGCUGUACAAUGACACUCGCUCGCUGUUUCCUGUCGUCUUGGAGCAGCUGGAUGACUACAAUGCGAAGCUGUCAGAUCUGCAGGAAUCACUGGACCAGGCCCUGAACCACAUCAGGGAUGCUGAAGACAUGAACAGGGCCACAGCAGCCAGGCAGAGGGAUCACCAGAAACAACAUGAGAAAGUGAGGGAACAAAUGGAGGUGGUAAACACAUCUCUGAAUGCAUCUGUGGACUCUCUGAAGACACCUCGUCUGAGCCUUUUGGAACUUGAUGAUAUAAUAAAGAAUGCAUCAGGGAUUUAUGCAGAAAUAGAUGGAGCCAGAAAUGAACUGCAAGGAAAACUAUCCAACCUAAGUAACCUCAGUUAUGACUUAGUACAAGAAGCUAUUGACCAUGCACGUAACCUACAACAAGAAGCUGAUGAGUUGAGCAGGAAUUUACACAGUUCUGAUAUGAAUGGAUUGGUACAGAAGGCACUGGAUGCAUCAAAUGUCUAUGAAAAUAUUGCCAAUUACAUUAGUGAAGCCAAUGAAACAGCAGAAUUAGCUUUGAAUAUCACUGAUCGAGUUUAUGAUGCUGUGAGUGGCAUUGAUACUCAAAUAAUUUACCAUAAAGAUGAAAGUGAUAACCUUCUCAAUCAAGCCAGAGAACUGCAAGCAAAAGCAGAUUCAAGCAAUCAGGAAGCAGUGGCUGACACUAGCAGACGUGUGGGUGGAGCCCUUGUGAGAAAAAGUGUCCUCAGAAACAGGCUAAAUGAUGCCAUUAAACAGCUACAAGCAACAGAGAGAGGUGACACCCAGAAGCUCCUGGGUCAGUCCAGGCUGAUCAUCGCUGAAGCUAACAAGACCACACUGGAGGUCCAGCAGGCCACUGUCCCCAUGGAGGCUAAUAUAACCAACUGGAAGCAGAAUCUGCAAAGCUUCGACUCUUCUGUUUACAACACUGCAGUGGACUCUGCUAGAGAUGCAGUAAGGAAUCUGACAGAAGUUGUCCCUCAGCUCCUGGAUCAGCUGCGGACGGUAGAGCAGAAACGACCUGCCAGCAAUGUUUCAGCCAGCAUUCAGAGAAUCCGAGAGCUCAUUGCACAGACCAGAAGUGUUGCUAGCAAGAUCCAAGUCUCCAUGAUGUUUGAUGGUCAGUCGGCGGUUGAAGUGCACCCAAAAACCAAUAUUGAUGACCUAAAGACCUUCACCUCCCUCAGCCUGUACAUGAAGCCCCCUGUGAAGCAGCCAGAAGAGGCUGGGAUUGCAGAUCAGUUCAUCCUGUAUCUCGGAAACAAAAACGCCAAAAAAGAAUAUAUGGGUCUUGCGAUCAAAAAUGAUAACUUGGUGUAUGUUUACAAUUUGGGAAGUAAGGAUGUGGAGAUUCCCCUUGACUCCAAGCCCGUCAGCUCCUGGCCUGCUCACUUCAGCAUUGUCAAGAUUGAAAGGGUUGGAAAACAUGGUAAGGUGUUUUUAACAGUCCCAAGUCUAAGUAGCACAGCAGAAGAGAAAUUUAUCAAAAAGGGGGCAGGCGAUGACUCCUUGCUGGACCUAAACCCUGAGGACACUGUGUUUUAUGUUGGUGGGGUGCCUUCGAACUUCAAGCUACCUGCCAGCUUAAACUUGCCUGGUUUCUCAGGCUGCCUGGAAUUGGCCACUUUGAAUAAUGAUGUGAUCAGCCUGUACAACUUUAAGCACAUCUAUAACAUGGAUCCUGCCAAAUCAACACCCUGUGCCAGGGAUAAACUGGCCUUCACUCAGAGCCGUGCUGCCAGUUACUUCUUCGAUGGCUCUAGUUAUGCUGUGGUGAGGGAUAUCACAAGGAGAGGGAAAUUUGGUCAGGUGACUCGCUUUGACAUAGAAGUUAGAACCCCAGCUGACAACGGCCUCGUGCUCCUGAUGGUCAAUGGAAGCAUGUUUUUCAGCUUAGAAAUGCGCAGUGGUUACCUACAUGUGUUCUAUGACUUCGGAUUUAGUAAUGGCCCUGUGCAUCUCGAAGACACGCUAAAGAAAGCUCUAAUUAAUGAUGCAAAGUACCAUGAGAUCUCAAUUAUUUACCAUAAUGAUAAGAAAAUGAUCUUGGUGGUUGACAGACGGCAUGUCAAGAGCAUGGAUAAUGAAAAGAUGAAAAUACCUUUUACAGAUAUAUACAUUGGAGGAGCACCCCCAGAGGUAUUGCAAUCCAGGACCCUAAGAACACAUCUUCCUCUAGAUAUCAACUUCAGAGGAUGUAUGAAAGGGUUCCAAUUCCAAAAGAAAGACUUCAACUUAUUGGAGCAGAAAGAAACCCUGGGAGUCGGUUAUGGAUGCCCAGAGGACUCUCUUAUAUCUCGCAGAGCUUAUUUCAAUGGGCAGAGUUUCAUUGCUUCAACUCAGAAAAUAUCUUUCUUCGAUGGCUUUGAAGGAGGCUUUAAUUUCCGUACAUUACAGCCAAAUGGACUGCUAUUCUACUAUGCAUCAGGGUCAGAUGUGUUUUCCGUUUCACUGGAUAAUGGCACAGUCGUAAUGGACGUGAAGGGCACCAGGGUUCAGUCAACAGAUAAGCAAUACAACGAUGGGCUGUCCCAUUUCAUCGUCACCUCUGUGUCACCCACAAGAUAUGAACUGAUCAUAGAUAAAAGCAGACAUAGGAAUAUGAAUUCUACCAAUGGGAAAGUGGAACCUAUGCAAACAGGUGAAAAGAAGUUUUACUUCGGUGGAUCUCCAAUCAGUCCCCAGUAUGCAAAUUUCACCGGCUGUAUAAGUAAUGCCUACUUUACCAGGCUAGACAGGGAUGUGGAAGUGGAAGAUUUCCAGCGGUACUCUGAAAAGGUUCACACUUCUCUUUACGAAUGUCCCAUUGAACCCUCACCAUUGCUUCUCCUGCACAAAAAAGGAAAAAAUUCCUCGAAGCCAAAAACAAAUCACAACAAAAAGGGAGAGAAAAGUAAAGACGCACCUUCCUGGGAUCCUGCUGGCCUGAAAUUCCCAGAGCAGAGCGUUCCAAGAGACUUUCACUGCCACCUCUCCAACAGCCCCAGAGCGAUAGAGCACGCCUAUCAAUAUGGGGGGACUGCCAACAGCCGCCAAGAGUUUGAACAUUUAAAAGGAGAUUUUGGUGAAAAAUCUCAGUUUUCCAUUCGUCUGAAAACUCGUUCCUCCCAUGGGAUGAUUUUCUACGUUUCGGAUCAAGAAGAGAAUGACUUCAUGACUCUAUUUUUAGCACACGGCCGCUUGGUUUUCAUGUUUAAUGUUGAUCACAAGAAACUGAAGAUUAGAAGCCAGGAGAAGUACAAUGAUGGAUUGUGGCAUGAUGUUAUAUUUAUUCGGGAAAAGAGCAGUGGCCGGCUGAUCAUUGAUGGUCUUCGAGUCCUGGAAGAAAGUCUUCCUCCUACUGGGGCUGCCUGGAAAAUCAAGGGCCCCAUUUAUUUGGGAGGUGUGGCCCCUGGAAGGGCUGUGAAGAAUGUCCAGAUUAAUUCAGUCUACAGCUUCAGUGGCUGUCUUGGCAAUCUCCAGCUCAAUGGGGCCUCCAUCACCUCUGCUUCCCAGACAUUUAGUGUGACCCCUUGUUUUGAAGGUCCAAUGGAAACAGGAACUUACUUUUCAACAGAAGGAGGAUACGUGGUGCUAGAUGAAUCUUUCAAUAUUGGACUGAAGUUUGAAAUAGCAUUUGAAGUCCGACCCAGAAGCAGUUCUGGAACCCUUGUCCAUGGCCACAGUGUCAAUGGGGAGUACCUAAAUGUUCACAUGAAAAAUGGACAGGUCAUAGUGAAAGUCAACAAUGGUAUCAGGGACUUUUUCACCUCGGUGACGCCCAAGCAGAGUCUCUGUGACGGCAGGUGGCACAGAAUUACAGUUAUUAGAGAUUCAAAUGUGGUUCAGUUGGACGUGGACUCUGAAGUGAACCAUGUGGUUGGACCCCUGAAUCCAAAGCCUGCUGAUCACAGGGAGCCUGUGUUUGUUGGAGGUGUUCCAGAGUCUCUGUUGACGCCACGCUUGGCACCUGGCAAACCUUUCACAGGCUGCAUCCGCCACUUUGUGAUUGACGGGCGCCCAGUGAGUUUCAGCAAGGCAGCCUUGGUCAGCGGCGCUGUGAGCAUCAACUCCUGUCCAGUAGCCUGACAUGACCAAGCACAGCAACCCUAGUACAAAGUUCUGCAGAGCACUGAAAUAAACAUGAAACCAGCCAAGAGGAACAACAUUUCUUCCCUUCCCAGGGGAAACUUUUAUUUGGUUGAACUGAACUGAAAUGAAUCAUCAGGGACUGGAUGCCCCAUGUUUCUCAUUUGGAAUCUUACCUUGAACCCAAAGUGUCUGCAAUGGACAACAAUGAAGAAGUGGUAAACUUACUUGUAUUGAGAGCACACCUGCUUCCCGCUGGCAAAUUUACUGUGCCUGUUUCUAAUAAAAUAGAAGGGAUUCUUAAUAAACACUGGCACAUAUUUAAAGUACGGCUAGAUUCUCAGAUUUAUCUUUCUUCCAGGGACGAUAACUUUCAACAUAACCCAAAAUUUCUUUGUCCUAGGCUACCUUUAUCUGGAAGAAGAUGUACUCAUUUACAUAAAACCUAAAAUCAGGUUUGUUGGUAGUGUCUUAAUUUGGUCUAUCAGUAAUACUAUUUUAGGUUUAUAGCAGUUAGGA